AGCCGGAGCCCCAAGCGCGCGCGAAUGUUGAGGGAAAUAGGAUUCUAUCCUAUGAUUUGCAAAAGGAGACUUGCGUAACGGUUCCCCCACAAAACCAAACACACACUCGUCGUCUGAUUUCUUCUCCUCUCCCUCCUCUCUUUUAUACAUUUGUGCCCUCCCUCUUUCUCUCUCUCCGCCCCUCCUCUCCAAGCGAAUCGGAUAACACCAAACCAUCUUUUAUUUCUCUCUCCUUGUUGAAAAACCAGUGGCGUUUCUUUUUUCCCCUCAAUCUUUAAUUUAUUGCUGGGGGAUCAAACUCACUAUUUCACUGCGAAUCGUCCUCAGGUAUAGCUUGGAGUUAUUGGGUACACUCGGGCUUUGAGUAUGCUCCAGUAAACAUAGGGAAGGAAGUUAUUCUUUGACUGUGAUCAUGACCACUUGUUAGGUAUUAAUAUUAUGAUCUGCUGUGGAUAAUCUUCAUAAUUUGUGCUAAUGGCGGCUGAUAAGAGGAAGAAACGAUUAAGCAAUGCCAGCAUUGCUAGUUCUCGGGAGCAGGGCAGAGCAAAAAAGAAUAAAUUGGAAUUGCUACAAUGUGAUUUGAGCGUGAGAUCCAAUAUUUCUCUUGAGUGGGACGACAAGAAGAAGAGUGUUGUUGCCAAGAGGGAACAGAUUGGCUUAACACGGAGAGACUUGAUUCCAUUCAUUGGUAAUGUUCCUCAUUGCCACAAUAUCUUGGCAGAUGUUCUUGUUGUUCCUCAUGAAAUUUUUGAGUUGGACAAUUUGAAAGGGGUGCUCUCUUAUGAGGUUUGGCAGACUCAUUUAUCCGAAAAUGAGAGACACUAUCUUACACAGUUUCUUCCCAAGGGAGCUGAGACACAUCAAGUUGUCCAAGAAUUGCUUUCAGAGGAUAACUUUCACUUUGGAAAUCCUUUCCUCAAAUGGGGUGCUUCACUUUGUUAUGGUAAUCGUCAUCCUGAUGUUGUUCUUCAUCAGGAACAAUGCUUCAAGGCAAGUAAGAAGGUAUACUAUUCAGAGUUGCAGAAGUAUCAUAAUGGCAUGAUUGGUAAUUUACUGACGUGGAAGGAAAAAUUGGCUAGCUGUAAGAAUCCUGAGAAGGAAAUUGUUCACAAGAUAUGGAGUUUACAUUCUAUGAACAGGUCAAGAAAGCAAGCUGAGAGAAGUAUCCCUGUUGAUGCAAAUGAAUCUAGAUUUCAUGAUGCUCAGGAGGACCUUCCAGCCACAUCUGAAUCUGAUUCUUGGGAUGCUGAUGAGAAAGCAGGUAGUAGUGAUAACCAGAACUUAGUGAGGAAGCACGGAGAACUGCAAAAACGAAAAGGCUUCAUGGAGGACAAAUAUGACAAUUUACCAGCUGCACUCAAGGUGAUGGCAAGACCUACAAAAGGAGAAAAGCUGCACAAGAGAAAUAUCCAGUGUAGUGAUGGUUCCAAGUAUAUGUCUUAUAUCAAGGUUAGCAGGAAGCAGCAUCAACGUGUUAAGAGUAGCAUGAAGCAUUCUAGUAAUAGUAUUCAAUCUAGAUCUCUUAAUCAUGUUUUGGGUAACCUCUAUACUUUUCACGUCCAACCUUUUGAAGUAUUUGAGGAAGAGGAGCAAAUGAAGUUGCAUAAGCACUGGUUGCAGUUGGCAACCAGAGAUAUUCCUGUAGCAUUUGCAAACUGGAGAAGGUGGCAACGACAGAAAUGGCAAUUGGCACAAUCUUUAGAGCAAGAAAUGGAAGAAAAACUAAACUCUAUUCAGGAGGAUAAGGAGAAAGAGAAUGCUCAUAGCGUGCUUCCUGGCCUGAUGUAUAAUGGAGCAGCAGACCAUGAAGCCCAAAUAGUGGAGGUUGAAGAGAGAGAGAAUUCGGAUAGCUUGCUUCGGGAGCAGAUAGAUGGAGCAGAAAAUCAUAAACCUGCCAUUGCAUUAGAGGAUGAAGAGAAAGAGAACCCUGAUAGCUUGGUUCAGGAGAUGAUGGAUGAUGAGGCAGCAAAACACGAACCCACUAUAGAAGAUGAUGUCUCCACACAGAAUCAGCAUCUGCAGCAAAUUCCUACACUCAGUGGCAGUCACAAUUUCUGCUCAAUGGAUUUGGAUUCUGAUAACCGCGUAAUUAUAGACGGAGAUGAUAUUCAUCCUAAUAAUGUAGCAUACUCAGAAAACUCGAAGAGUGUAGACAUUGCUGUUAGUCAGGGGGAUCCUCUCUCUUCUACCAGUGAUGUUUGGCCACCAGUUAGCAUGCCAGAUUCUUAUUAUCGGUCUACGUUAAACCAUGAAUAUGCUUCUGCCAGUGAGUUGUCACUUGGGCAUUCACGAGUUUUUGAACAGCAACAGGUCCGACUGAUUGAUCUGGAAUCUGACAAUUGUGAAGAAGACACAAGGAAAGAUCUGUUGCACAGACAAUCUAAUGAUGGGUCUUUCUUCAAUCCAUACGCUGACCAAGAAGUCCAAGGCCAAAAUGAGGUACUACAACAUUUCUACAAAGGUCAGGGGGGUUUACCUUAUCAUCACGAGCAGAAGCAGACACGGUUAGAUUUACAGCCAGCAUCAAAUGUUUCAAUGGAAAUGGGUCAGUUUUCUGGACUUUUCAGGGAGCAUCUGCAUCCGUCACUGCCCUUAGAACUGAGGCAGAAGAGCUCGAAUGAUAUGUAUAUGCAUCAAAACAUUCAGGGGAAGAUGUUCACUGAUGGAAGUAGGUACACUAUUCCACGGCAAGAACACUUCUCAAAUGCCAAUACCAAUGUUCAGGAUUGGGCUAUCAAUACUAAUACCACCCACAUGUCAGCACCUUUCCAGUCUCAUUUGGAUGGUGGAGAGUUGGGUCGGAAUUGGUUUUCAGGGGAGCAUCAAGUCCGUGGUGACUGGUCCACUUUGGACACUAGUGCUGUUGGCCCAACCCAGACCAUAAUAAAUAGAAGCAGUAAUCCAGAUCAGAGCUUAUUUGGCGUUGUGUCUCAAUGUAAUCAGGUGCGUUCUGGUGCCCCUUAUGACUCAAUGGGCUCCACUGAACAACGGUUCAUUCAGUCAGGGACCUAUGGUAGAGUGGGUGCAGUCGUCCCCACAGCAAGCAAUAUGUUGCCACCGACAGCUCAUCCACUUGACUACUUGAGUGGGCAUGAAGCUGCUGCCCCUGUAAAGAACAACAAUAUAGGAUGGAUGAGCAGCGUGCCACAUCAGAAUUCUGCUUUACAGGACUCAAUAGGAAAACCAUUCUUGAGGCCGUCCUGGAACAAAUGAGGACUUCUUUGGUCCCUUUGUUUGAGCAGGUGGAUUUCCAGUUUAGAGCUUGGUUGGGAGUUAGGAUGCACACAGAUGCUGAACACAAGAUGGGUGUGACGGGAGUUUUUGGGCUCUAAUUAUUUUUAGGACUAAGGGUCAAUCAGGGUUUUCUUAGUAGCUGAUGGAAUUUUGUACAUACAUAUAGGAGAGCCAAUCCAACACCGUAUAUAUAUCUAGGUUUUAUAGACGGGGAGGAGGUGAGUUGUGAGGAUAGUGGAAAGAAUCAAGGGAUUUCUGGUAUCAAGGGGUGAGUCAGUCAUAAAUGUAGUUCCUUUUUCUUUGGGAUUUUUUAGUUUAUUGAACUAAUAAAGGUUGCCAUUUUUUUAGCUUAUUGGUUUUCUGUUUUGCUUUCUUUGUUUAUAUAUAUUCAUUGCUGUCAUCCGGAUAUAUGGCAAGAUGUAUAUACAUAUAUAAUAACUUGGAAACGUUUAGCCUA
Molecule: messenger RNA, 3691 nt
Organism: Camellia sinensis
Lineage: Eukaryota; Viridiplantae; Streptophyta; Magnoliopsida; Ericales; Theaceae
Source: RefSeq, a predicted model, not a curated record